AUGUUGAGGGAAGACAUAUGGGAUGAUAUCGAGGGUAAAGUAGGAUUUCAACGAUCGGGCAUCCUCGAAGAUGAAGAGGACUCAGUCCUUGCAACGUUUCCAUGGCUCAGCACAGAAGCUCGAUACGAAACGAAUUAUGCGAGUGCUUACAGAUGGCAGCCCACGACCCAAACAAGCGACGGUCUCAAGAAGCUGUUGACAACCGUUAAGAGGACAGCCGAACAAGCACUUGAUCAAGCCGAUGCGGCUGGAGGAGCUGAAACCGACGACAUCCUUAUGCGAAAGAUGAAGCUACGCUUAUUGUUGAGUACAAAAGUGACUAGAUCUCUACCCUGCAUACAGUCCGAGAAGAAGGCCCAUCAGGAAAUCAGCGAAACAUGCAACCUGAUUGUGAAGAACUACAAGCUCAGGUUUGGCUGCUUUUUCAACGCCGCGUUGUGCGCUACCCGACCCAACAACAGUCGAGGGGCUAACGAGGAGGACUCGCAGGGAUUACCUUUAGGAUGCCAGAGCGAAGCAGUCUUUGCUGUAGACCCGCCAUAUUCGAACUUGCGCUUGACGAGCUUCGAAUGCAACUGCUUACCUCGACUGUUUGCUGAUGUGGAGUUGGUUGUACUGCCUCUAUGCGUCACUUGCGUCACUCGUUUUUCUGGCUGUUCUUCACCUUGUGUUGCUGCUGGACAUUGUACAUUUACACCAAGUUUAGCACCACAACAGGUUCCUCACGACUACUUCAAUGCUACCAUGACAUAUAGAAGAGAUUCACGGUAUCAUGUUCCGUACGGUCGGUUCGAGCCGCGAUCAGCAAGAGAUCCCACUGAUAGAUUUUACACCGAAAAACAGCUUCAUCAAGCAAUCAAAAGAAAAACCAAAGGAUCUCUGCUAUUCAUCUCAAGAUGUAAGACACCUUCAAAUCGUGAAAACAUAAUCAGGGAACUGGGGAAGUUCACAGACAUUACUGCUAGAGGCAAAUGCGAAAAACUUCUCACAACGAAUAACUACACAGGAAGUGCAUUUUGCAAGUCAGACUGCAGCGACGAUGCCUUGAUAGCUACGCAUCGCUUCUACAUUGCUUUCGAAAAUAGCGUUUGCAAAGAUUAUAUCACGGAAAAGUUUUUCGAUCGGAUUUCUCAUCUCCUUGUUCCUGUCGUACUGAAAAGACACAUUUAUGAAGGCGCGGAUAUCCCCAGCGACUCCUUCAUAGCCGCGGAUGACUUCGGAUCCCUUGAGGAUUUGGGAUUGUACUUAAAUUUCCUGCGUCAGAAUGAUACUGCUUACCUCAGGUACUUCGAGUGGACAAAACAUUUUCGAAAGCCGAACGUUUACCAAACCAAGGCAUUCUGCAAGCUUUGCGAGGACAUUCACAAGAGAACAAAAUUAUCUCUCAACGAUAUCGACAAGUACUUAGAUGCACAUGAGUGCGAGCAAAACGCGCAUUAUGCAAAAUUUUGGCAGAUGUAUACAAAACCCUUGCGUUGGAGAAAACCACAUCACGCGUAACUUCAAAACAUUUACUGUCACCUUUACUAUUACCUCUGCAGUUAUGAAGUGCUUUCUUUGAUGU
Messenger RNA from Cylicocyclus nassatus, 1564 nucleotides. NCBI's taxonomy places the organism in Eukaryota, Metazoa, Nematoda, Chromadorea, Rhabditida, Strongylidae. The record is from the annotation of a GenBank genome assembly.